UUGUCCUCGUGAUGACAGCAAAUGACAGCAGUGUUCGCUCUGGCUGAGCCCACAGAGAGACGGCCAGCCGCAGACAAACAAUCGCUCCCGCUUGACAAACCUCACGACCGGCUUUGUUUGGCGCCACGGCGAUACAACAACAUCUGAAUUCGAAGUCUGCUCUUUGCCUCAGUUUGUGUGAGCGAGUGAAGAUGGUGAAGCCAGACAUCCAUAAUCUGGCCCACCACCUGAAGCAAGAGCGGCUUUAUGUGGCAUCAGAGAAGCAGCUGAUCCAGAGGCUAAACAGUGAUGUCCUGAAGACAGCAGAGAGGCUUUACCGGGCGGCCUGGAUUGCCAAGCAGCAACGGAUCAAUCUUGAUCGUCUCAUUCUCACCAGUGUGGAAGCCUCUCCAGCUGAAUGCUGUCAACAUGCCAAAAUGCUGGAAGACACACAGUUCGUUGAUGGCUACAAGACUCUGGGCUUCAAUGAGACCAUGUAUGGUGAGUUCCUGGCCCGGCUGAGGGAGAACCCCCGGCUGGUGGCAUCGUGCUUGGUGGCAGGAGAGAGGCUUAACCAGGAGCACACUCAGGGUGUCAUCCACACUGUCUUCACCUCACUUUAUGGAAACUGUAUCAUGCAGGAGGAUGAGAGCUACUUGUUACAGGUGUUGCGGUACCUAGUAGAGUUUGAGCUAAAGGAGAGUGACAAUCCACGGCGACUACUGCGACGAGGCACAUGUGCCUUCAGCAUCCUUUUUAAGCUCUUCUCGGAGGGCCUUUACUCAGCCAAACUCUUCCUCACUGCCACCCUCCACGAACCCAUUAUGCAGUUGCUGGUGGAAGAUGAGGACCACUUAGAAACAGACCCAGGCAAAGUGACGGAGCGCCUCACUCCAGUCCAGCAGGAGCGCUUGGGAGAGAAGGGCUCUGAGGGCUACAAACAAAGAGUGCAGUCGGCUGUGGAGACUAAUGAAGCGAAGCUGGUUGCUCUCGUCAACAAGUUUAUUGGUUACUUGAAGCAGAACACCUACUGUUUUCCCCACAGCCUUCGAUGGAUUGUGUCACAGAUGUACAAGACCUUGUCAUGUGUAGAAGGUCUGGAGGUGGGUGAGGUUCGUACUAUGUGUACGGACCUACUGCUGACCUGCUUCAUCUGUCCGGCGAUUGUUAACCCGGAGCAGUAUGGUAUCAUCUCUGAUGCUCCCAUCAAUGAAGUGGCUCGUUUCAAUUUAAUGCAGGUUGGUCAGCUUUUGCAGCAGUUAGCAAUGGCUGAUGAUGAUGCAGACCCUAGGCGGAAAAGCUGUUUGUCCAAAUUCGAAAAAAGUUGUGUUGCUGCUUUUCUGGAUGUUGUGAUUGGUGGAAGAGCAGUGGAGACACCACCAAUGUCCUCCAUGAAUCUUCUAGAGGGUUUAAGCCGGACUGCAGUCUAUGUUACACAUCAUCAGCUGAUAGCACUGGUGGAUUUUGUGCGUGGUGUGAUGGCUGGGGACCACCUUCGGGAGGAGGAGCACAUGGCCCUUGAAACCCUGUUGGCCAAUGUACCCCAAUCACAAACUGUGAAGAGCAAUAGUCUGGAACUUACCCCUUCCAACACCCCGCAGCUCUCCCCUGCUAGCACUCCUGCCAACAAGAAGAACAGACUCCCCAUAGGACAACACUUAGCUGCUAUUACAUCCUGGGACCCCACAGCCACCUCCCUGUCCGCUCACAUUCCAUUAGUAACCCCAUUUGCUGCUCGGAGCCGCAGCCGUAUUAAUAUAGCCCAGGAGGUGGAGGCAGAGGCUAGCUCCCAAGAGUUGUUGCAAGAGCUCAUGCCAGAAGAGGUACUGGUGAUGUCGCUGGGAAAUGGACCUCAGACUGUCCCUGGAAUGAUGUCAGAAAAUGAGGUUUUAAACUCGCAGAUGGCUGAAGGGUCCCAAGGCGACAGCCAUGCCGAUGACAAUAAGCUGCAUGGUAAACCAGACAAAACUCUGCGCUUCUCCCUCUGCAGUGACAACCUGGAAGGGAUCUCUGAGGGUCCAUCUAAUCGUUCUAAUUCCGUGUCUUCUCUCGACCUGGAGGGUGAGUCAGUUUCUGAGCUGGGAGCUGGACCUUCAGGGAGCAACGGUGUGGAAGCUCUCCAGCUUUUGGAGCAUGAACAGGCCACCACUCAGGACAAUUUGGAUGAUAAACUGCGCAAGUUUGAGAUCAGAGACAUGAUGGGCCUGACAGAGGACCGGGACAUUUCCGAGACAGUCAGCGAGACGUGGAGCACCGACGUGCUUGGGAGUGACUUUGACCCCAACAUGGAUGAAGAUCGGCUGCAGGAAAUGGCAGGGGCAGCUGCAGAAAACAUGCUCGGCAGCCUGCUGUGUCUCCCAGGCUCAGGCUCUGUGUUGUUGGACCCCUACGGUUCCACAAUCUCCGAGACCACAAGCGAGGCCUGGAGUGUGGAGGUCCUGCCGAGUGAUUCAGAAGCUCCAGACUCGAAACAGGAGGAACGACUCCAGGAGUUAGAGAGCUGUUCAGGGGUUGGCAGUACCUCAGAUGAUACGGAAGUCCGUGAAGUCAGCUCGAGACCCAGCACCCCAGGCCUCAGUGUUGUCUCUGGUAUCAGUGCAACCUCAGAAGACAUCCCCAACAAGAUAGAGGAUGUGCGCUCAGAGUGCAGCUCAGACUUUGGAGGAAAGGACUCAGUGACCAGUCCAGAUGGGGAGGAGUCAGGCCACGGAGCACACCAUUUAACAUCGCCACCCUCACAGGCAGAUUCCUUAUUGGCCAUGUUUGAUCCUCUCUCCUCUGGGGAAGCUGCUUCUACUGGAACGAUAGUGAGACCCAAGGUGCACUAUGCCAGGCCAGCUCACCCUCCCCCAGAUCCCCCCAUCCCUGAAGCCUGCGCUCUGGGUCAGGAGACGCGCCACUCACUCUUUAUGCCCCACAGCUUGGCUCAGGCUGAGUUGGAGCACACCAAGCAGCGCCAUUCCUUUCCUGACCGAUUGGUCCGUAGCCGAAGUUCUGACAUUGUGUGCCCAGGCCGUCGACCAACAAGUGACCCCGGCCUCAAUCGCCGUGUCGCAGUUGAAGACCGUGACCCUGUUGGGGCUUUUGCUUUGGGGCCAUCUUCGUCACCCAGCAAGGAUUCUUUGAAAGGAGAGGUUGAGGAAAGAAAAGACAGUGAUGAUGAAAAGUCUGAUCGCAACAAGUCAUGGUGGAAGAAGCGUUUCGUGUCAGCCAUUCCUAAAGCUCCAAUAGCAGCAUUUCGAAAAAGAGACAAGCAGGACAAAGACGAUACAGCCCAGGAGCGAAUCCUGCAAGAUGACCUCUUACCCAGACAAAGCUCCCAAGUCCAGGCAGCUGAAGACAUUCUGGAUAAGUACAGGAACAUAAAGAGGACCAGCCCGAGUGAUGGAGCCGCAGUGGGAGUGGUUUAUGAGGGUGCUGGAGAUAUUUGCGUGGAAGACAGCGUGCACGAUUCUCAGAGAGAUGAUGCUCUGCAGAACAUUUCCACUGAUGACCUCCCAGACUCUGCCAGUCAGACAGCUCAGCAGCCUGGCUCAAAGUUCUCUUUUAGUGAUGCCAAGAAAAAGUUGAGGUUGGCCUUGGGCUCUGCAGACUCUGUGGCGCUGCCCAUAAUGACCUCCACAACUCCUCGAAAUGGUCUGCCUGACCAUAUGGACCCUGAAGACAAUGAGAUCGUAUGCUUUCUAAAGGUCCAGCUCGCAGAGGCCAUCAACCUUCAGGACAAGAACCAGAUGGCCCAGAUUCAGGAGACCACGCGCUGUGUCAGCCGGUUUGAUCCCCGCACCUGCAGGAAGCUUCUGGCUGCUAUAGCUGAGGAUUACAGAAAGCGGGCUCCAUACAUCGCUUAUUUAACAAGGUGCCGUCAGGGCCUGCAAACCUCACAGGCCCAUCUGGAGAGGCUUCUCCAGAGAGUUCUCCGAGACAAAGAAGUGGCCAACCGCUAUUUCACCACUGUCUGUGUUCGCCUCCUUCUUGAACACAUGGAGUCCAGGAUGCUUGACUUCAUCAAAGCAUUCAAAGGCUGCACGGCAUCAGAUGACAAGACUGCAGCGGUAGAGGAUUUUCUGCGCUACUUGUACGGCGCCAUGGCCCGUGAUGCCAUUUGGCAGUACGCAAGUGAGGACCAGCUGCAGGAUGCCCAGAUGGCCAUCGAGCGCAGCGUUAUGAACCGCAUCUUCAAGCUGGCCUUUUACCCCAACCAGGAUGGAGACAUUCUCAGAGAUCAGCUUUUCCAUGAACAUAUCCAGCGGCUGUCCAAAGUUGUGACGGCAAAUCACAAAGCACUUCAAAUCCCAGAGGUUUACUUGAAGGAGACUCCCUGGCCCUCUGCACAGUCUGAGAUCAGGACCAUCAAUGCCUACAAGACGCCCAGAGACAAAGUCCAGUGCAUCCUACGCAUGUGUUCCACCAUCAUGAACCUCCUUAGUCUGGCUAAUGAAGACUCUGUCCCUGGAGCAGAUGACUUUGUUCCUGUCCUUGUUUUUGUCCUCAUCAGGGCAAACCCGCCUUGCCUGCUGUCCACCGUUCAGUACAUCAAUAAUUUCUACGCCAGCCGACUGAGUGGGGAGGAGUGCUAUUGGUGGAUGCAGUUCACCGCGGCGGUGGAAUUCAUUAAGACCAUCGACGAUCGCAAGUGAAGCAGAACCGCCACCUGUAUGGGCAGACUGUGGGGGGAAGGAGCCGGGAGACUGGGAACCUUCCCACCCAACUGGCCCUCCGCCUGCUUGUCACGUGUAUAGCUUGUACAUAGCCACAGACGCUCAAAGAUUACAGAAUAUAUAAUAUUACUGUUCAUACGUUGAAAAAUCCAGGUCUUAGCCGUGGUGGGAAAACGGCUUUGGGGAAAAAUUGCAACAUCCUUGAACUUGAUAUGGGUCUUUUCCUUUUUAUCUUUCUGUUUCUCCGUUUUUUUGGGUGUCUGUCUUUAGGAGUUUAUAUAAAAUAUAUAAAAGCAGGUACAAUUAUAAAAUCAAAUCAAACCUGAAUGAUAAAUCUAUUUAAAGGGACCAGAUUUUGUUGGUGUGAUCAUCUCAUUUUAAGGAAAGUCGUUUUGGUUAUCUUACAUUAAAUUGUAUAUUGGAAACAUUGUUACAGAGUUCUAGUGACUCUUUCCAUUAGCCUACCACUCUAUUAGGCCCUAUUCUCCAUGUGCUUUAGUGAAAAAAGGUGGGCAACAUGCGCAAAAUUUUCCACUGGGACUUCAAUCUGUCACUCUGCGCCUUCAUUCAAGAUGUGCAGGCUAUAAAUGUGGAUGUUGUCUAUGAAAUCUGGCCUUCCGCGUACUCUUAGUUCUUUCGCACCUCUGAGGCUGGAGUAAGUCCAGCGCCUAUAGAAGCUGAAACAUUAUAUUGCACUUAAGUUUGGAUGCAGUGUACAUCACACAUAACUCAAUGGUUAACAAACCUUCCAGAAAACAAUCACAUAUAUUCUAUUCACUUCAAUUGAGACCCCUGGAAUCAUCCACUGAGGUGUGGAUAAAGGCACCGUAAUGUCAUGUUUGGACAUUCUAAAGGACGUACAACGAUUUCAUCCGGACAGUGAUCAUUGAACUAAAAUACAUACAUAAUGUAGCAUUUAUCAAUUGAUGGUUAUAAAGUUAAUAUCAAACUAAUCUGUCACGCUCCCUACGCAAGCACACAAACAGUUUUAGCCCCUCUGAUGUGUCACUGCUUCAAAAACAUUGUACUGAACAGAACUCUUAACAUCACAAAUAACAUCAGAGUGUCUAUUAUAAAGAAAUAUUGUUGAAUCUACGAAAUACUCACAUGCAUCCGGAAGGAAGAAGCUGUUGUAGCAUGCAUACACACACAUUACCAUGACAACACACACACAUGACAGGCACUGCCUGGAUUGAUACAAAUCCAUGAUAUCCAUUGAUACAAAGGUGCCCUGGCAAAGUCUGCCUCAUUAUUAAUGAGCCUCCCUUCAUUUCAGACCCAAGCAUGCUGGAUGGGAGAAUACACAUAAGAACUUGCGUUGGAUUAAAACAAAAACAGAACUUAAGUGCAAGCGGGAGAAUAGGGCCCUUAAUGAAUAAUAACAUGGCAGCUUAUUUAAAGACACACUCAACCCAAAUGCAGGUCAGUUGAUGAUUUGGACACGUUUGUAUGAAAUAGAUUAUAUUGAAUUCUGUUUUAUGCUUUAACUCACAUGCAUAUCUUAAGAGGCACUUGAUGCUGCUGUGAUUGUUCUAGAGAAGGUUAGGAAGGCACCUGUGCGGUCCUACUUUGUGGCUGCUAGGUGGUGAAAAGGACACAGGGUCAGCUCGUGCACAGUAUAGAUGUGGCGGCAUUAAAGAUAUAUAUAUUGAAAAUUAGUGCCUUCAUGUGGGUGUCCUGUACAGGUUACUAUUUGUUUUUUUCUGCAAAAACACACCACCAUACCGAAACAAACAAAUGCUUUCCACUGGGCCUUCUGCCUUGAAGACCACCAUGUUACUGAUCGCCAUGCCUCUGUCACUUUAAUGCACUUGAAUUUGAACAAACGCCCCCUUUUGUUUUAUAUCUGUGGGAUUAUCUUGAGUGGCAGUGUUGUACGUCUGCUUGCACUCACUUCUGCUGGCCUUUACCUAGAAUUGCGUUUUUGGUCAUUUAGCUGCAUCUCUGUUGCGAUAUCAUUAACCUAAGUGAACAUUUUUUUUUUUUUUCCGUAUGUGUGCCAGAAAAAAUGACGUCGUGGCCUGGGGCAGUGAAUGCUCUCUACCUCCCCUAUACACACAUUCAAGAAAGGGACAGACGUUUGUGCACUUCUGUUUAUUUCUUCUCCUUCAUCCUCAUAUAUUUGACAUGCUGUGUUAUCUCAUAUUUACGAUUAUAGCAGAAGCAUGGGUGCGAUUUGUCUGAAAAUACUGUUCUGUAAGCCCCCUUAUGCGCAAUGUGCCACAUUUAGUUUUUUGCGCCUCCACGACACGUCUUGUCAGCCAGCGGACAGCAUAAGACGUUACAGUACAUACAGUAGAAAAGGGAUUCAUAUGGCCCCAUUUGUUGCGGUUUACCUGACACAUGAAACGUGACAAAUUGGGAAGAAAUGCACUACCCACUUUAGACGCCUGACGGCAGUAGAAUGUUAGAUAUCUUAAAAUGUUUUGUGGCAAUUGCAACUUGCACCACAGCGUCAGUUGCUUUGUUGAGUGGCACUUUCCAUUAUUUUUAGCAGACUACAUUGCAAAAUGAACAACAUCUGCCCAGUAAUGAAGCCAUAUGAAUCUCUUCCCUACUAAAAUGACAGCAUAUUUGUCAAGGGCGUGAUUGUGACCCUUCACUGAGUUUUUUUGGAUACCAAAAGCUUUUCCCCGAGUCCUUCGAACUGUAUCAGAACUGUUUGUUUUUUUUGCACAAAAUAUGUAUGUUCCUCAAAUGUAUUGGCAGGGAGCAGUGCCACCGUGUGAGAUUAUCACAUAUGCUCACUUUCUUACGCUCAUGAGAACCAAUCCACUGGAACAUUAAGUUGUAGGUGGCCUCUAUUGUAGUGGUUUUCAAACUUUGUUCACCAAACCAUAAUGACCAACAAUAAAAACACGGUAGCCAA
This is a messenger RNA of Nerophis ophidion (straightnose pipefish), 7506 nucleotides long. It is a transcript of the gene gapvd1, whose product is annotated as GTPase activating protein and VPS9 domains 1. The transcript is spliced from 28 exons. The record is from RefSeq and is a predicted model, not a curated record. Bases 192 to 4616 code for a protein of 1474 amino acids. Gene Ontology annotation, molecular function: small GTPase binding; guanyl-nucleotide exchange factor activity. Lineage: Eukaryota; Metazoa; Chordata; Actinopteri; Syngnathiformes; Syngnathidae. Gene Ontology annotation, biological process: vesicle-mediated transport; regulation of GTPase activity. Gene Ontology annotation, cellular component: endocytic vesicle; cytosol.